Messenger RNA from Penicillium samsonianum, 2481 nucleotides. RefSeq lists its product as uncharacterized. The record is from RefSeq and is a predicted model, not a curated record. The transcript is spliced from 5 exons. Bases 1 to 2481 code for a protein of 826 amino acids. Lineage: Eukaryota; Fungi; Ascomycota; Eurotiomycetes; Eurotiales; Aspergillaceae.
AUGACGCCCAAGGGAUCUCGCAAGAGAGUGAAGACCAGCCCAUCCGGCGUGGACUCACCGGCUGGACUGAGCGGUGAUGCCGGAGACCGCUCAGAUUCCCAGCCACGGGGGCACAAUGCCAGCUGGUACCCCGGGUCCUGGUCUUCCAUUGCGAGAGUGUCCAAAGCAGCCCCAGUUACCGAGGUUGCCCGUGAGAGCAUUUCAGCAGCCAAAUCUGUAGCUUCGAACGUCACGAACUCAUCGGCUUCUUUUCUUGAUACCCCAACGAAGAAUCGACACCCUUCCAUUCAACUUACGCAAAAAGCGGGCGCCUCGACCAGGUCUCUGCCCGCUGACGCUACCACCACCCGAGUCAACAUUGCAUCGGAUGGUUCGGCUUCCACUACGGCUGCCGACGAUACCGAAGAUCCCAAGGCUGUAGAACCGGCAACAUCUGAUAAAGAAGCACCCGACGAGAGUGAUAUCAAGCCGCUAGAGGAACCAGUCAAAGAGCAGGAGGCCACCCCUAAGGCCGAUCCUAGCAUAUCGCAUGCGGGAUCUGCAGAGGGCCCUGAACAAUCUAGUGGUUGGCGCUCGUGGAUCUAUGGACCAUCAACUACAUCUGAACGUCCUGCGAAUGUCCCAGAAUCUACACAGGCCGUGGGAAAUCCGUUAGCCGAAAACCAAAUGGCAGAGCAGGUUGCCCAACCUCCUGUAAAAGACUAUAUAGCACGGGAAGAAGAACUGGAACCGGAACCAGAGCAGACCAAAGAUACUGCUGAAGUCACCCAAACAUCCCAGAAGCGAUCGUGGCUCCAGAUGUGGUAUGGUACAAAUACAUCGAGCAAGCAAGAAUACCCACCAUCUACAGAGUCCACGAUCUCCCCUUCCGCGAAUCACAAUUCCACCGAGGCUCCUGACACAAACAUGGCACCGCAAGAUCCCCCAGCUGAGCCAACAGAACCAGCUCACGGAUCACAAACCCCGGUCGGAACUACGAGAUCAUCUGGCUGGUCAUUCUGGUCCAAAGAUCCAAACAAAGAUGGACCCUCCAAUAAACCGCAGGAAGGCGAAGCUAUCGAGGCGUCAAUGGGACCUAACUCGCCAUCAAAACAUACAAUGCUUGAACCAGACACAGAUUCGAAUGUCAAGAUAACCCAGAAAGGCAGUAUCAAAGUCAAGCCCCCAAAAGACAACCGUCUCAAAGAUGGAUAUGGGACCACCACUGAAGGCACUCCUACAUCUAUGCCGCCUGUUGAACCUCGACCAGCCGAUACCACCGCCUCGAAACAAUUACAGCAAAUUCUCCCAAACCAAGUACUGCCCAAGUUCGAAGAAACUUAUGCGUAUGAGCAAUCGCCCUCCAUCUUGCAAAGCCUCAGUCGACUCCUGCAUUAUGGGAAAGGACCAGAGGUUAGGCACGUCAGCAGGGUCAGAGAUCCGCUGCAUGUGAGACGGGCUUUGGCUAUUGGUGUCCAUGGAUAUUUCCCCGCCCCUUUCAUUCGAAAUUUACUUGGACAACCCACAGGGACAUCCAUCCGGUUCUCUAAUAUGGCAGCAGAUGCCAUCCGGAAAUACACCGAAAGCCAUGGCUACUCUUGCGAUAUUGAAAAGAUCGCAUUGGAAGGAGAAGGCCGCAUUACGGAGCGAGUGAAUCUCCUGUGGAAGCUGCUUCUGAAUUGGAUGAAAGAAAUCCGCAAGGCUGAUUUCGUCAUGUUCGCAUGUCACAGUCAAGGUGUGCCAGUAACGAUUAUGCUAGUUGCAAAGUUGAUACAGUUCGGCUGUCUUGAUGCCAAACGAGUCGGCAUCUGCGCUAUGGCAGGUGUGAACCUCGGCCCCUUCCCGGAUUAUCGCUCUCGAUGGAUCAGUGGGUCGGCUGGAGAGCUGUUUGACUUUGCACUGCCUUUCAGCAAGGUCUCAAAAGAGUAUGAAGCGGCUCUUAAAUGUGCUCUCAAUUUUGGUGUCCGCAUCUCUUACAUCGGAAGUAUCGAUGACCAACUCGUUUCACUGGAGUCCUCCCUCUUCUCGCCCAUAGCCCACCCCUACGUCUACCGCGCCGUCUUCGUAGAUGGGCGAGUCCACGCCCCAAGCUUCCUCUCCCAUCUAGUUGGCUUUUCCCUUAAGCUUCGCAACCUAGGUAUCUCAGACCACGGUCUAAUUCGCGAACUAAGCACCCCAUUAGCAGGAAGCCUAUACUCAGGAGAGGGUCAUUCUCGGCUGUACGACGAUGAAGCCGUGUACUCCAUGGCCAUAGAAUUCGCACUCGAGACUUCUUCCGUCCCAGACUCCGCGCUCAGCGUCAAGCGAGCCAGCAGCUCCGGCACGCCAAACCCGUACAUUCUCCCCUUCGCCAUGCGCGGUCUACUUGAAGAGGAAUAUGUGCGCCAGGAGCUGCACGACGAGACUAUGGAAUUGCUCAGGCAAUUUGACGACUGGAAACCUUCUAGUAAGGUUCUAAAAGAUGUGAAGUUUAGACUAGAAGGUAUCCGGUCCAAGCUCUAG